Tremella mesenterica DSM 1558 is the source of this 2040-nucleotide messenger RNA. RefSeq lists its product as uncharacterized. The transcript has 3 exons. Bases 1 to 2040 code for a protein of 679 amino acids. Lineage: Eukaryota; Fungi; Basidiomycota; Tremellomycetes; Tremellales; Tremellaceae. The record is from RefSeq and is a predicted model, not a curated record.
AUGCCAAACUACUGCGAUCAUGCAGACGAAGAAUCAUCAUACGAUAUCCCACUCCGUGAACCUGAUUCAGACCCAGAAUCUAUACCUUCUUCUAUAGACUCUCGUCCUCCUUCCCCUACUCCAACUUACUCUCCCCCCUCACCAGGAUACGUGGAGAAACUAUACACUUCGACUCAAGGACGUAAUUACACAUUACGUCUUUAUCCCCACGAGUUACUGGGGAAAUUUUACGAAUGUGGGUAUUUGAGUGUGAAGAUGGAUAUGAACGGUCAAAACGACGUAUUGGAUGGAGGGAAAAAGUAUGAGGAUCAUGAGUUACUCAUCGAUGGGGAAUACAUCUUGAGGGUACAGCAGAGAAAGUUGGAGAAGUGGUUUAAAAUGUAUAAACAAAACAAGACAAAACCUGCCAUUCAACCACCACCAUACUACACCGCUCAAUGUAUCCUUUACGGUCUACCUCAUCCUAAAUCAGAACAAUCAGCGUUCGAAACUCUCCGAACAAUCUGUACUCCACCUGAUCCACCUAAGAAACAAAAUCAACAAUCUAAAAAAGGUAAAAAAGGUCAACAAAAUCAAAUCCCUCCAGCUCCCUAUGGCUCCCCUCCACCUCCGAAACAAGCACUACGGAUCCCGGACCGUUUGGAAAAGUUCGAAGAGGAAAUGGACGAAGAAUUGGACAAUAUAUGGGCCGAAGCGAAAGAAGCUGCCAGAAAGAUCAAGGAGAAGAGAGUGAUGAGGAAUAGGUUGGAGGCAAGGAGAAGCGGGAAGAGGGAAGGGGAUGAAUUGGCGAAGAGCAGAAAGAAAGAUUGGAAGAGUUUUUUAAAACAAGCCGAUGAGGAAUUGGGAAAGGGUUGGAGGUGGCCCGAGGGAGAAGCGAAUGAGCAGGUAGAGAAGGAUCAGACUGGGAUGGAUGUUACAAUUGGAGAAUCGUUCGCCGUGGAAGGUGGUGAGAAGAUUAAAGCUGGUGAAGAGACUGGGGAUGCUCGUAUUGGUGAUAAACGUCCUGCUGAGGAGAGUGAAGGACUUGAAUCGGGUCAGGAGAAGAAGCUCAAAGGUGAAGAGCUCGACAUCUCUGAAAUCUCCACAGAUUACCUCAUGUGUCGACUCGGUUUCUUCUCCCCAUCCGGAAAGAAGAUUCCAACUCCUAUACCAGACGAAGAAGUUGAAAACGCCCAUUAUCGUAAAUACACAUUCGACACACUUUCUUUAUCCCUAACACGUAAAAACGGUUUCAUGGGUAAUUUAGAAUCCGAUCUAAUGGCACAAUUUCAUUUCGAAACGAUUCCUAAACGUGUAGGAGAAACCAUACGUGUUAGUUGGAGAGGUAAGAAUUAUUAUAUGAAUUCUUUUCCUGAUCGUGAUGCACCGGAAAAUGAAUUUGGUUUUUUCGUCGGUCAUACACCUAAAGAAGAAGAAGCUACAAGUGGUAAAUUUACAUUUUUAGGAAAAGGUUGGUUAAAAGGUGAAUUCGGUAUACCUGGUAUUGGUAUUUCUAGGUUUAUAGCUAGACCUUGGAGAGAAAAUGAUUGUAACAGGAAACAUAAACAUACGAUUGGAACGAGGUGGAAACCUAGAAUGUUGGGGGUUAGAUAUUGGGAAAGGAUUUAUAGAUGGUGUGCUGAUCUUGAAGAGAACGAUGAGAGGUUGGGUUGUUUGGAUGAUUAUAGAUGUUAUCCUGAUAGAUGGAAGGAUCAGAUGGAGGAAUGUGAUAGUUUGAAUUCUAGUGAAGAGGAUCCGGAUGAGGAUUAUGGUUUGAGACCUCAUCAUAGGGGUACCAGAGUGCAUUAUAUCAAGGAUGGGGAGGGGGGGAGUGAUGAUGGGGAGGGAAAGGAUAAAGUCGGGGAGGCGGUGAUUAAGGAUGAGGAGGGAAAGGUAAAGGAAGAAGAGGUUGAGAAGAUGAAUGAUGUGGAGGGACUGGUCAAGGAAGAGGAAGUGGGAAAGAAGGAGGAAGGAGAGGAAGAUAAGAAACCAGAUGUGGAAAACAAAGAGAACGUCAAGGUAGACGUCAAAGCAGAGGUCAAGGUGGAGGGUACGGCGUGA